GUUUGACACUCCACACGUGAUUGAAUCAAAACCAAGUAGGUAGCUACGACUCCUGAAGACUGGGACGUCAUACUGCGUCGAGAGUUGGAGCUUCAUUGGGUUCUGUAUCCAGAUCGUAACAACUCAUAUCGUGAGAGAUGGUGUCGAUUCUAGUCACUGCAUUUAUCCGUGAUGUUUUUUAAAUCGGAUGGUUACAUGUUGGCAGAUGAAAAUGACAGGAGGUGUGUCUUUUAACAAACUGUGUCUCUAGUUUGAAGAGGAUAGGUUUCUCGUUACUAGUGACAUGUACCAUGCUUAACCAUAUCCUGGAGACACACGUAGAGUACACAUGGAGGUGCUUAGCCUAUGAGGCCAAAGGAUACAGCUUAAGAUCAGGAUAUACCACCAAAAAGGGAUUGAAGAAUUCGGCGUGACCUUAUGAAACAGUACCCUUGUGCGGAAAAAUUGUCUUCAUAAAUGUGCCUCUUCAUAUAACCUGACCGAGACUUAUUGAAAUAGAGGCAUACGUGUUGAACCUAACCAUAUCCGUAAUUUUCGCAACCUUUUCAUCUUGAGUUUCUUGAGUAUCAUGUAUUUACAGCCUUAAACGACCACCGUGGAAUGUCAGGUUUAGUUCGUUGUAGGACGAUGAACGAAGACUUCUGGCCCUCGCGGAGAUUACACAGGGGCUGUAACUCUAGCAACCUAACAACGGAAGUGACGUAUACAGAAGACAUGGUAUCCAAAUGGCUGUGGAAGACUGUCGCGCCAUGCUUGCUGUUGAUAGGCACGACUGGAAACAGUUACGUCAUAGUAAUGAUGUUCCGUCUGAAACACAAAAUGAAUAAAUGCAUUCGUUUCAAUCUUUUAACGCUGUCAUUCACAGACAUCGUCAUACUAAUAACUGCACUGGGUAGAGUCUGGCUUGAUUAUAUGUUCAACGUUGACAUACGGACGAUCUCAGACGUGGGCUGCAUGCUGCAUGUGUUUAUUCAAUAUACUUUCACAAGCAUGUCGUCAUGGAUACUUGUGUCGUACAAUCUUGAAAUGUUCAUAAGUGUUGCCUUCGCAUUCUACGGAAAGUCAUGGAAUACAGUAAGGAAGGCGAGGCUGAGGCUCCUCCUCGUCUUCACAUGUCUCGCCUGUCUUAAUUGCUUCUCCUUCUGGACUCUCGGGCUGAGAACUGAUGGCUCCAUCACUAACUGCCAGUCCAACUCCAUCGGCAUUGAUGUCUACCGUGUAGAUGUUUACGUUUGGGUCUACAUGAUCUUCAUGUCCUUAUUGCCAUUUACCAUUCUGACGCUGCUUAAUAUUUUGAUCAUAAGGACAGUUAUCCAUUCUAAACUUCCAGAUGGUGCUAAGCAUGGAGGCAGAGAAGGAAAGGGAGAUCGUAGACUUCAUAGACUGGUACUGACCACAACUUUCUUCCUGGUUUCCACGUUUCCGUCAGCUGUUGUCGUGGUAACGAACUCAUACACGUGGAGCGAGUGGGACGAGCGUGUCCAAGCGAGACUCUACCUGGCGUGGAGCAUCGUGGCGUUGCUUCACUACACAAACCCUGCCUUCAAUUUUGUUAUUUACACGUUUCAUAAGGUUCGAGAGGAACAGCAGAAACGUGAACUGUCAAAGAGAAGAUCACAAAUGUCACGGGGGUUCUCGACGGUCAGCCAGCGGUCGGGGCUGCCUUCAGCGCCUAAACAUCACCCCCAGAGAUCAUUACAUGCAUACAGACACAGAUAUCUCCCCAAGGUGAUUUUAAAAGCCACAAAACUAUCCAUGUUUCCUUUGUCUGGAAAACCAAACCCUCAACAUUGCACAGACGCAGCUGUUCAAGAACAUUAUGAUGAAGGCGUGUGACUUUCAACAUCUCACAAUAGUGUGUUAUUUCUCCCACGGACUCAUUAUUACCCCAUCGUCUUUCAUAUAUUUCCGACGAUAACAGUUUAAAAGAAGACAUGCAACUGUAUGGAUAAAGACUUGUAUCGUUUAUUACUUUAUAUUUAUAUUUCUUUGUCAUUUCGGCAUUUGAUGUAAGCGUAACACUGCCUGACACAGCGUGCGGAACCGCCGUCCAUCCGUAAAAACAUUAACGCGUUCGCUGGAUUCAAGCAUCUUGACAAUCCAUUUGAUCAAAAUGUUUUAUAAGAUGCAUUGCAGAAGAAGUCACGAUAUCUGUCUUUCAGUGUUUAAGUUUGGUUUAUUGGGUUAUUCGGUUCAAAUUCUCCACGCUCCUAGUUUCAAGGUAAUCAAAUAUACUUAUGGGUGUGAGAGUUCAGUAUACGAUAUCCUAUUUUGAGACAUCACUAUCUAAGCCUGGUCUGCGUGGAGCCUACCGAACGAUUUAACGACAAUCGCCAAGAAAAAACACUUGGAUCAUAAAGUAUAACCAGUUUAAACGGCACUCUAAGUCCAAAGGCUGUGUAUGCGUUUGUAAGCCUUUAAAGCCGAUUUGAACAGUAGAUCCAGCGUGUCAGAGGGGAGGAUGCAGGCCAAUUUAACGAAUUCCAUCAGCACGCAUUUGAUCAUGCAAUAUAACGUUGGCUAUCUGGGAUUCGAACCCGAAACCAAUAGAUCCUGGCAACAAAGGGACGCUACUUCGUGUAACACCUUAAGCCACUGGAUCACUGGUGUUCUUACUUGACGUCUUAACCGCAAGCUCCAAUGUUCAUACAGUUUGGUCCUCAGUGCAUGGAAACGUAUACUCCAGUGAACUCACUUAAAGUGAAAAUCAAGUCUUCAGUAAUUCUGGACAUAAUUUGCAAAUUUUGAGGGAAAAUGGCCAAUACAGUUACUGAAAUUCGGGGUAGAAUAGGUCUUGUGCAACCCAUGCUUGCCCUAAAAGGCGACGAUGCUUGUCGUAAGAGGCGAUUAACGGAAUCGGGUGA
This is a messenger RNA of Haliotis rufescens (red abalone), 2864 nucleotides long. RefSeq lists its product as uncharacterized. Lineage: Eukaryota; Metazoa; Mollusca; Gastropoda; Lepetellida; Haliotidae. Gene Ontology annotation, biological process: G protein-coupled receptor signaling pathway. Gene Ontology annotation, molecular function: G protein-coupled receptor activity. The transcript has 2 exons. The record is from RefSeq and is a predicted model, not a curated record. The coding region runs from base 601 to 1836 and encodes 411 amino acids. Gene Ontology annotation, cellular component: plasma membrane.